AUGAUGAACUACAGUUCCCAGAUGGACGUCGUCCCCAUCCUAGCACUGUGCAGAGGCAAGAAGAGCCUGGAGGUCUUGGUGGAACGACCACCGUUCACUCCUUGCUUUCAAGCCUCUUUUACGAAAGCGGACUGGUUGCAGCUGUGUUGGUACGAUUCGGCUUCGGACGCGCCUCACACCGUUCACUUUGACCUGGAGGUCCUGGCCAUGAUCCAGCUCGGGCUUCGCGACAGGCGAUUGCUCCGUUGCCACGAGCCCACGCCUGUGUACCAGUGCCUCUUUUACCACGACCUUCGCUUAACAGCGCCGGUGGCACUGGACGCCGCGAAGCUGGUGGAGCUCAUUUGCCAGGUGUGUGGAGAGGAGAUUCUGCUGGAGGCCUUCGAGCUCACGCCCGAGGAGUCAGGUGCGCCAGAAACAGAAUGUCACUGGAGGCUCUUCUUCGCUUCCGUAGCCUCAGCUCUGGACGAUGAAAUCGCCUACGGCGCCUACCAGGCGGUGCGGCGAGCAGUGGCGGAAUGCGGGGAGACGCUGUGCUGA
Molecule: messenger RNA, 540 nt
Organism: Effrenium voratum
Lineage: Eukaryota; Dinophyceae; Suessiales; Symbiodiniaceae
Source: the annotation of a GenBank genome assembly